CCAAGAAGCCGCCGGCCCGCGCGGACCCAGAGCAAGAAGGGGGCAAACAAGAAGAUGCCUCGGCCCGGCCGCAACACGUACAGCGACCAAAAGCCGCCCUACUCGUACAUCUCGCUGACCGCCAUGGCCAUCCAGAGCUCGCCGGAGAAGAUGCUGCCGUUGAGCGAGAUCUACAAGUUCAUCAUGGACCGCUUCCCCUACUACCGGGAGAACACGCAGCGUUGGCAGAACAGCUUGCGCCACAACCUCUCCUUCAACGACUGCUUCAUCAAGAUCCCGCGGCGGCCAGACCAGCCAGGCAAGGGCAGCUUCUGGGCGCUGCACCCCAGCUGCGGGGAUAUGUUUGAGAACGGCAGCUUCCUGCGGCGCCGCAAGCGCUUCAAGGUGCUCAAGUCCGACCACCUGGCGCCCAGCAAGCCCGCCGACGCCGCGCAGUAUCUGCAGCAGCAGGCCAAGCUGCGCCUCAGCGCGCUUGCGGCCUCCGGCACGCACCUGCCACAGAUGCCCGCCGCCGCCUACAACCUGGGCGGCGUGGCACAGCCCUCGGGAUUCAAGCACCCCUUCGCCAUCGAGAAUAUCAUCGCUCGCGAGUACAAGAUGCCUGGGGGGCUGGCCUUCUCCGCCAUGCAGCCAGUGCCCGCCGCCUACCCGCUCCCCAACCAGUUGACUACCAUGAGCAGCUCGCUGGGCACUGGCUGGCCACACGUGUACGGUUCCGCAGGCAUGAUCGAGUCAGCCACCCCUAUCUCCAUGGCUAGUGGCGAUUACAGCGCCUACGGCGUACCACUGAAGCCGCUGUGCCACGCAGCAGGCCAGACGCUGCCCGCAAUCCCGGUGCCCAUCAAGCCCACACCAGCCGCAGUGCCCGCGCUGCCCGCGUUGCCCGCGCCCAUCCCCACCUUGCUCUCGAACUCUCCGCCCUCGCUCAGCCCCACGUCCUCGCAAACAGCCACCAGCCAAAGCAGCCCCGCCACUCCCAGUGAAACGCUCACCAGCCCGGCCUCCGCCUUGCACUCGGUGGCGGUGCACUGACCCGCAGCAGCCCGAGCCCCCUCUUGUCC
Leptonychotes weddellii (Weddell seal) is the source of this 1061-nucleotide messenger RNA. RefSeq names its product forkhead box B1 (gene FOXB1). Lineage: Eukaryota; Metazoa; Chordata; Mammalia; Carnivora; Phocidae. The record is from RefSeq and is a predicted model, not a curated record. Gene Ontology annotation, molecular function: DNA-binding transcription factor activity, RNA polymerase II-specific; RNA polymerase II cis-regulatory region sequence-specific DNA binding. Gene Ontology annotation, biological process: regulation of transcription by RNA polymerase II; anatomical structure morphogenesis; cell differentiation.